AGCGAUGCUGCGAGCAGUCUUGGGUCAGAGAGAAACAAUGACACACACCAAAAGCAACGAGCUGGGUUUCUUUCGUACCUGGGACGGCGAGAAAUGCACGCUUCGUCGCAUGGGUGGUGCGGACCAGUCCYGCGAAGAGAAAUGCUCCCUCCGCAACGCACACACCGUCAAGGCCGGCGUUCCUUCUCCUUUUACGGCGACAGUAASCGRCAARCAASCCCAAACAUCGGAARCCCUUCCUAUACCGUGUACGGAGAAGAAGUGGCGUUUAGCAUCAAGGCGAUCCCACCCGAGUUCCGGGCCCUCGCCAGCGGAACGGUGGUGUUGGAUUCYGGAAAACGCGGCAGGUUCCUCUUCGAGUGGGCACCGAUGGACAACAGUAGCGGUGGAGACUAUGGGACGGGCCGAAAGUACCGAUGGGAUGCCACCACCCGGUUUGCGCUGACGGCCGAGGAAGCCGCGAGCCUCUUGGCCCGGCUCGAYCGGGGAGAUCCCUCGGUGGAGCUUUCKAGGCGACUGGCGGGGGACCACUACCAAAACCCYACCGGCAUGSCCGUCGACAAGAUUUUCAURGCCAAGCUCGUCGAGCUGGAAGAUGACGACGGUGGUCCCGAUGYCGAUGGUGUCGGGGGUGAGGGUGGCGAAGAGGCCGGAGGAAUGGCGAAAGCGGCAAAGAAGAAAAACAACGGGAUCAGCCUGCUGGUGGAUUACGUCGAUCCCGACAACCAGCGGCUGGGACAGAUUCCGCACCCGGGUUCCGGAGGAGACGGWGGGGRUGGCGGGAUGUUCGACGCCAGCGAAGGCUUUGUAAGUAGUCCAAAACARAAGCGCCUGUUUGUUGUUCCAUUGCCUKUUCUUCUUUGGGUUGGAAGAAACUUUCUUUCUUCUCACGCUCCAAUSUCGACUKCUGUCGUACAUCGAUUAUUGCCUUGUGUUGYAUCCAAUKGUCGUCCAUUGGAUUGGAAUGGAUUGGAUUCCAUUUUGCCGCACCACAUAACACAAAACACAACAACCAACAGAGAGGCCCCUUCGAAAUACGCCUCAUGAUUGGUGAGUACCAGGUGCUUAGGUCGAUCCUCGAGUAUUCCAUUCCCAGGCUGGUGGGCUGGUCCACCAUGUUCGAUCGAAACAUCGAGCAGGCCAUCAAUAGGAGCCUCCAGGGCGGAAACAACUACCGAGGCGGCGGUGGCGGCGGAUACAGAGGACCGUCGCCGCACAACUAUCAGGGCARUGGCGACGGUGGUGGGGGCUACUAGUAGUCCUAUAUAAUGUAUCGUGG
Pseudo-nitzschia multistriata is the source of this 1279-nucleotide messenger RNA. The record is from the annotation of a GenBank genome assembly. Lineage: Eukaryota; Bacillariophyta; Bacillariophyceae; Bacillariales; Bacillariaceae.